Messenger RNA from Anolis sagrei ordinatus, 1761 nucleotides. RefSeq names its product R-spondin 1 (gene RSPO1). Lineage: Eukaryota; Metazoa; Chordata; Lepidosauria; Squamata; Anolidae. The record is from RefSeq and is a predicted model, not a curated record.
CUUUCCCUUCCUGGUGAAUGCGUGAGUGAGUGAGUGAAUGAGUGAGUGCGCACCGCAGGACUGCCAGGUUUUCCAAAGAGCAACCAGGGAAAGUCGAAAGUGGGACUUGAAGGGCUGAACUGUGAGGAGAACAAAGUGGACUAGUCUCUUAGGAACCUUGGGACUGUUGCCGUUUUUAAAUACCCAACUGCUGUUUUCAGAUCUCAAUUCCUUGGGAGUGGAGAAGGAAUCUCAGGGCAAGAGCACCGCUUUGAAAGCUUACCGGUGCAAACAGGACGGUGGAUCCAACUGCCCCACAGAUGAAACUCUUACCUGCCACCUCCCACAUUCCUUAUGGGGCUGGAAACAGAAUCCUGCUGUCGGCUACUUAAUGCUUCUGCGGCUACAGUAUUGGCGCAAGAGGAAGACGGCCACUCACCCGGUUUCGUAUGCAGACAUUUGGCCCUAGUCGGGCCCCUUUCGCAUUAGGAGGAAGAAAGGAAGGGGUCCUGGGCCGGAUCCUUCCAUCCACGCUGCCCCCAAGGGCCCCGGGCGGCUGGGACGUGACUAUGCAGCUUGGGCCGCUGCUGCUGUGUGCCGUGGUGGUCUUCCUUAGCUGGGUGGAUCUGGCAAAAAACAGUAGCAGCAGCAGGUCACCGAAGGGCAAGCGGCAGAGGCGAAUCAGUGCCGAGAUGAGCCAGGGCUGUGCCAAGGGGUGCGACCUCUGCUCCGAGUUCAAUGGCUGCCUCCGCUGCUCCCCCAAACUCUUCAUCCUCCUGGAGCGGAACGACAUUCGCCAGACCGGCAUUUGCCUCCCCUCCUGUCCGGGGGGCUACUUUGGCCUGCGGAACCCAGACAUGAACAAGUGCAUCAAAUGCAAAAUCGAGAACUGUGAGGAAUGCUUCAGCCGCAACUUUUGCACAAAGUGCAAGGAAGGCUUCUACUUGCACAAAGGACGAUGCUAUGCGUGCGCCCAGGACUUCUCAGCAGCCAACAGCACUCUGGAAUGCAGCAGCCCUGCCCAAUGUGAAAUGAGUGAAUGGGGCCCCUGGGGGCCCUGCUUGAAGAAGCGGAAGGCGUGUGGGUUCCGGCGGGGCAAUGAAGAGCGUUCCAGAAGGAUCCUCCAAGCGCCCUUCGGGGAGGAGUCAAUCUGUCCGGCCAUCACAGAGCUCCGGAGAUGCACGGUGCAGAGGAAUCCAUGUCCAGAAGGUCGGAAGAAGAAUAAGGAUGGCCGAGGACUCGCAAAGGAAGACAGGGGCCGGAAAGAGGGCAAGGAGAACCGGACGGGCGCCAGGAGAAGGAAGGGCCAGCAGCCCCAGGAGGGAAUGUCGUCGACCACCAGCCCUCCUCAGUAGAGGCCCCUCCACUGCUGCUAUGGACACAAAUGUGCCUUCAAACCGGACCAAGGGAGCUGGACAGAGAUGUCCGGACACACGGGCCAGAAGACAUCCAGGGCGGCAUGGACACAGGCCCAGACUCCUUGAGGAGAGCAAUGGACCCUUGGGGCAUCUCCUUUGAGGAGAGCUGGUCAGCGGACAUCUCUAGCUGAGGAGCUGCCCAUGGAAACGGGGCAGAUGUGGUUUCCGGCUCCAAGGCUGAGACUGGAAAGGGUUUGCUCAAGAUCUGGAAAUGCAUAAAGGCUUCUUCCCUUCCUUCUCUCUUGUGAUUCAAGCUGCACCACAGAGAAUGCAUGUCUUCCAUGUUGGUGAUCCACAUUCAGGGGCAUCCGUUCUAAAAUUGCUUCCAAAUCUCAAAUUAAAAUACCCCACCCCCCAAAAAAAA